CUUUCCGUUUUCGCCAACUUCCCCGUACACUAUAUAUUCCGGCCUGAUAGCAUCACUGGAACAACUCAUCUUCAAGCACCUCUUGGUUCCAACAGCAAAAAUGGCAGCGUCAAAAGACACCAAUCCCUCCCAACCAACCAUCGUCAUCAUCGGCGCCGGCCUCACCGGUCUUCUGGCAGCUCAAGCUACGAAGAAACACGGCUUUACCGUCCUCAUCUACGACUCGGAACCACACCUCAACUCCCGCCCGCGCGACUGGACGAUUGCCCUCCACUGGGCUCUCCCCAUCUUCUCCUCCCUCCUCCCGCCUUCCAUCCUCGCCAACUUCGACCACGCUGUCUCCAACCCUCACUUAGAGUUUGACGAGUGGGCGGAGACGCUACCUAUGUAUAAUGGCGAGACGGGAGAUCUAAUGUUCAAGAGCGCGGUACCGGGGGCUAGGAGGAUUACCAGGAGGGGACUUAGGGAGGUGUUAAGUGAGGGGUUGGAUAUCGCUUGGGGACGCAAGGUGACUAGAUUGGAUACUGAGUCAAAUCCGGAACAGGUAAAGGUUACUUUGGAAGGGGAGGAAGGAGUAGAGGAGGAGGUGUGGGUGGAUUAUGUCCUGGGAACGGACGGGGCGGGGAGUAAAGUCCGGGAGAUCCUCUUUGCGAAUCAAGAAAAUGGAGAAGAAAAGGCAAAGGCGAAGAGGAGUGGGUUCAUGAUUGGGACGUGUGUUGUUGAUUAUCAGGAUGAGGAUGUGGUGCGGAAGGUGCUGGAGAAACAUCCGGUCAUGGCUAUGGCGAUGAGUCGAGGGGCUGUUGGGGCAUUUGGAGUCCAAUACACAACCGGCACCCCUCCCUCGAACCUCCACCACACCUUCUUCUGGACCAAAAUCUGGAAAGGCAGUCUCUCCACCACGCCCGACAUCCCUCGCAAGGGUCCCGAAGCCGUCCGCUACCUCAAACAAUCCUGGCAAGGAGACCUCUCACCCGAUUUCCAGUCCUUCGUAGACGCCACGCCCGAAGACGAUACGCACACCCAGGCCUUCAUUGACGAGAUGGGUACCUGGAUUGCACAGCCGUUUGAUAAUAGGGAUGGGAGGGUGACGCUGGCAGGGGACGCGGGACAUCCCAUGCUGAUUUUGAGAGGACAGGGGUUCCAGCAUGCUGUUAUCGAUGUGCAAAACUACGUCCAGGCUCUGUUGGAAAUCAGGGACAGUAGAAGGGAUAGAAAGGAAGUGGUGGCGGCGUAUGAUAAAGAUAUGGUGGAAAGAGGGAGCAAGGCCGCCCUACAGGCGCUGGAGGAGGCCGAGUUGGCGAUGGAUGCGAAGAGUGUGGAGAAGAUGUUGAUGGUUAGGAGGGGACAUGGGAGGAGUGUUUGAACCUACCUCUAGGUCUUAGCUGAGGCUUGAUGACCGUUACGGCACGGGACCGGAUUCGUAUUGGGUCGUGUGGGUAUGAUGACAAAUAGGAAAAGAAGACAGGAUUCAGAGCAAGAUGAAGAAGAGGCAGAAAAGGGGAAAAGAAGCGAAGACAAGGUCAACAAACCCACAUAGAAGAGGCCAUUCAGAGAUGAUGAAACACUGGUUGUUCUUGGUGUUGCUCACUCG
Molecule: messenger RNA, 1591 nt
Organism: Neurospora hispaniola
Lineage: Eukaryota; Fungi; Ascomycota; Sordariomycetes; Sordariales; Sordariaceae
Exons: 3
Coding region: 101-1363 (420 amino acids)
Molecular function (GO): FAD binding
Source: RefSeq, a predicted model, not a curated record